Messenger RNA from Teleopsis dalmanni, 1997 nucleotides. RefSeq names its product vacuolar protein sorting-associated protein 4B (gene Vps4). The record is from RefSeq and is a predicted model, not a curated record. The transcript is spliced from 7 exons. Gene Ontology annotation, biological process: vacuole organization; endosomal transport. Gene Ontology annotation, molecular function: ATP binding; ATP hydrolysis activity. Lineage: Eukaryota; Metazoa; Arthropoda; Insecta; Diptera; Diopsidae. The coding region runs from base 211 to 1533 and encodes 440 amino acids.
UUUGUUAAACGUCAAAAAAUACGAAUAGUCGAAAGCAGAAUAUAAAAAUUAAAUUAAGACGAAAUCGCAUCAUCAACAUAGUAGAAAAGGUUGGGAUAUAUUUGCAAGCUUAAAUACAAUUAAUAUAAUAGUUGCAAACGAAUACGUAAUUUGAAUUAAUAUUAAUUUUUGUAAUUUGAAAAAUAUUAAACGCAGUUAUUAUUGGUUAUAAUGGCUUCUGGCACAACGUUACAAAAAGCAAUAGAUUUAGUGACAAAGGCUACAGAAGAGGAUCGAAAUAAGAAUUAUGCAGAGGCACUGCGUCUAUACGAACAUGGUGUGGAGUACUUUCUGCAUGCCAUUAAAUACGAGGCACAGGGCGAGAAGGCGAAAGAUUCGAUUCGCACAAAAUGUUUACAGUAUUUAGAUAGAGCUGAAAAGCUAAAGGAAUACUUAAAAAAGGGAAAGAAAAAACCGGUGAAGGAGGGUGAAUCUAAUUCGAAGGAUGACAAGGAUAAGAAAAGUGACAGCGACUCUGACGGUGAAGAUCCGGAGAAAAAGAAAUUGCAAAGUAAACUUGAAGGUGCAAUCGUUAUUGAAAAACCGAAAGUUAAAUGGUCCGAUGUUGCUGGUCUUGAUGCAGCAAAAGAAGCACUUAAAGAAGCUGUUAUAUUACCAAUUAAGUUUCCACAUCUUUUUACUGGUAAACGUAUACCUUGGAAAGGAAUUUUAUUGUUUGGUCCACCUGGUACCGGUAAAUCAUAUUUAGCGAAAGCUGUGGCAACUGAAGCCAACAACUCGACAUUUUUUUCCGUAUCCAGUUCAGAUUUAAUGUCAAAAUGGUUAGGAGAAUCAGAGAAAUUGGUUAAGAAUCUCUUUGAGUUAGCUCGACAACAUAAACCAUCGAUUAUAUUUAUUGAUGAAAUAGAUUCUAUGUGCUCGGCGAGAUCAGAUAAUGAAAAUGAUAGUGUACGACGUAUUAAAACAGAAUUUCUAGUACAAAUGCAGGGCGUUGGCAAUGACACAGAUGGUAUACUCGUUUUAGGAGCCACCAAUAUACCAUGGGUGUUGGAUUCUGCUAUACGUCGACGUUUUGAAAAGCGUAUAUACAUUCCUUUACCGGAACCACAUGCGCGUUUAGUUAUGUUUAAGAUACAUUUGGGCAACACUACACAUGUGUUGACUGAAGCAGAUUUAAAAGAACUGGCUAGUAAAACAGAUGGGUAUUCAGGCGCUGAUAUAUCAAUCGUCGUACGUGAUGCAUUGAUGGAGCCAGUACGUAAAGUGCAAACUGCCACACAUUUUAAGAAAGUAACCGGUCCAUCACCUACUAAUAAGGAUAUUAUUUGCGAUGAUUUGUUAGUGCCUUGUUCUCCUGGAGAUCCAGGUGCAUUUGAAAUGGCUUGGAUGGAUGUACCCGGAGAUAAAUUAUACGAACCACCAGUGACUAUGCGUGAUAUGUUAAAAUCACUGUCACGUACGAAGCCCACAGUCAAUGAAGAUGACUUAACCAAGUUACGCAAAUUUACAGAAGAUUUCGGGCAAGAAGGAUAAGCAAAAACAAACCCUUACGAAAGAACAACUUAAUAGGCAUUAAUAUAAAUGAACUCUUAAUACAAACUGCAAUUGUUGCUUAUUAUUUAGUAAUUUAAACUGUUCUCAACGGAUGAAUCAAAAUUAUCUGGUUUCCAGAAAAGAAAACAAGGAAGAAAAAUUUAUGUAGUAUAUCUCAGUUUUUAAGAAAAUUAUUAUUGUAUUUAAUGUGACAAUUUUAUUUCUGUAUAAUUUUUAUUAUUCGUAUGUAAUCAUUUUGCAAGUAUAUAAGUUAAGAGUAUUGAUUUUAUGUUAUAGCGAAUGCACAUAAUUACACACGCAACAUCAGAAACAACAUUAUUUUUAUACUCGGCAAAGCAACAGCGUUGAACGAAUAAAUUGGCUAUAUAGAAAAAUAUCGGUACUCCACACUAUAUAUGAUCUUAGUAAAUACUUCAUUUAAAUAAAAACUCAAAUAUAUAAAA